Messenger RNA from Ochotona princeps (American pika), 12539 nucleotides. RefSeq names its product xin actin binding repeat containing 2 (gene XIRP2). Gene Ontology annotation, molecular function: actin filament binding. Gene Ontology annotation, biological process: actin filament organization; actin cytoskeleton organization. Gene Ontology annotation, cellular component: stress fiber; focal adhesion. The coding region runs from base 21 to 12272 and encodes 4083 amino acids. The transcript is spliced from 11 exons. Lineage: Eukaryota; Metazoa; Chordata; Mammalia; Lagomorpha; Ochotonidae. The record is from RefSeq and is a predicted model, not a curated record.
UGUGGGAAAUCUCCUCACCUAUGAGAAACUGGUUGGAAAACCAUUCAAUUAUUUCCUUCAAAAGUAUGGAGAUUCUAUUUCAAGUCUUGGCUACUCUUCUUUGGAUUCACUGUAUGGACCACCUGGAGCCAACUGUGUUCCCUAUACAGAAGGGAUCUUUGAAUCUCCUGAGGCAGAAAUGGGAAUCCAGUGAUUACCAGAGAAGUGGUUGUUGUCCAGUGGGCAGUCGUUGUCAGCUCUUCAAGCCUCAGGAAAAUAAGUUGAUUGAGCACAAGGUAGAGGCGACAGCAGUAACUGAAAUUCCAGAAUCCCCAAGCCCACCACCCUGCAGUCCAGGGGCAGAGAAAUCGGGCAUGGAGCCUGAAUUAAAGGAUCAUGAGGACAAUAAUGACAACCAUAGAGGUUGUGGCCAGCCUGGAGUGCUAAAGGAAGACUCCCUGAUUGGUCGACGCAGGAUUGAACGCUUCUCUAUUGCCCUGGAUGAGCUCAGGAGUGUGUUUGAGACUCCUAAGAAUGGCAACAGACCAGCUGAGUACGGCCAAAAGGAAGUGGAAAUGGAGAGGAGUUUGUGUUCACCAACAUGUAAGAGUCAGUCCAGGAGCCAGCUGGAUGACUUGGUGAAAAAUUCAGACAAGGAAGGUGAGGAAGCGCCUUCUGACAAGAUGUCCCCUGGAAGAGGUCACAGCCACUUCUUGCAAGAGAUUGUCAGCCCUGAUCAGACUGCCAGUGGACUUGCAGGAGAGACUGCUGCUCAGAGCGAGGGCGUGGCCGACCUGCACCUGCUGGUCUCCUUGAAAGAGCGGAUGGCGAUGUACCAGGCAGCUGUGUCCCGGGGGGACUGCCGCAGUUUCUCUGCCAAUAUGAUGGAGGAAUCAGAAAUGUGCCGAGUGCCCGGCGGUUUGGCCAAGGUGAAAAAACAAUUCGAGAAAGAUGAAAUGACGUCUUCCUGCAAAACUUUUUCUCAGUACCAAUACCAACACCAGAACAGAUCUGAGCAGGAAGUGAUCCAUGAAAUCCAGGAAGUGGAAAGAAAUAAACAAGAUUUUUCUAAAUCACAUGAAAUUGAUGUUCUUGAAACAGAAACGGUCUCUCAUCUUGAAAAACACACUGAGGAAAUAAGCCAAGCUUCUCAAUUGCAUCAGUAUGUUCAAGAAACAGUCAUUGACACACCUGAAGAUGAAGAGAUCCCAAAGUUAUCAACGAAGCUUUUAAAAGAGCAAUUUGAAAAGUCUGUCCAGGAAAAAGCCCUUCAUUCUGACAAGGGCACAGUACUCCCAGCUAAGCAGAUUAAGAUUGAAUAUGAAUAUGAAGAGACUUUAAGGCCAACUACAGAUGUGGGUACCUCUUCUACCUCUUUCACUUCCAAUAGCCAGAGGAAGGAAACAUCAACCACAAGAUACAGUGAUCACAGUGUCACUUCCUCAACUCUGGCACAAGUUAAUGACACGCCUUUGAGACAGAUGGAAGAAUUUCCUCCUCCCCCACCUGAUGUACUGCAAACUCCAAUAGAUGCAGCAGCAUUUUCUCAGUCCCCUGAAUUUCCCACCCCGCCCAAAAGACUGCCCAUCCCCAAAGAUUUAUAUUCCAAGCAAAGGAAUUUGUAUGAAUUAAAUCGUUUAUACAAACACAUCCACCCUGAGCUAAGGAAAAACUUAGAGAAAGAUUAUAUCAGUGAGGUUUCUGAGAUUGUUUCCAGUCAAAUGAAUUCAAAGAGCUCAGUUUCAGCAGAUGUACAACAAACUAGGUAUGUUUUUGAAAAUACAAAUGACAGAUCUCAAAAAGACCUGAGUUCAGAGAGAGAAUACUUAGAGUGGGAUCAAAUUCUGAAAGGGGAAGUACAGUCCAUGAGAUGGAUUUUUGAGAACCAACCUUUAGAUUCCAUCAACAGUGGGUCUCUAGAUGAAGGUAACCUUGCUAAGGGCAUUGCUGAUCAAGAAAUCAUUGCUGGUGGUGAUGUAAAAUAUACCACAUGGAUGUUUGAAACACAACCUAUUGAUGCACUGGGAGAUCAUUCUGGGACUGAAGAAACAGCUGAGAAAAUUCCUGAACUAGCCAGAGGAGAUGUCCGCACAGCCCGAUGGAUGUUUGAAACAAGGCCAUUGGAUUCGAUGAAUAAAAUACAUCAAAGUCAAGAAGAAACUGCCAUUAAGGACAUAACCGGUGGGGAUGUCAAGACUGUGAAAUACAUGUUUGAAACUCAACAUCUGGAUCAACUUGGAGAGCUUCAGUCAGUGGAUGAGGUUCAUUUACUACAACUCAGAUCCGAACUCAAAGAAAUUAAGAACAAUGUUAAGAGAAGCAUAAAAUGUUUUGAAACACAGCCACUCUAUGUUAUCAGAGAUGGUUUGGGUCAAAUGCUAGAAAUCAAAACUGUUCAAAGAGAGGAUGUUGAAAAGGGAGAUGUGAGAACAGCACGCUGGAUGUUUGAAACUCAGCCCUUGGACACAAUUAAUAAGGAUAUUACAGAAAUAAAAGUUGUCCGAGGAAUAUCCAUGGAAGAAAAUGUAAAAGGUGGGGUGAGCAGGGCAAAGUGGUUGUUUGAAACACAACCUUUGGAGAAAAUCAAAGAAUCUGAAGAGGUUAUCACUGAAAAGGAAACAAUAUUAGGCACAGAUGUCUCCAGAAAGUGUUGGAUGUUUGAAACACAGCCAUUAGACAUUCUCAGAGAAGCUCCUGAUGCAGAGCCUCUGCCACCUGAAGAGAUAAUAGGGGGUGAUGUACAAACCACUAAGCGCCUAUUUGAAACACUUCCAAUUGACGCCUUGAAAGAGAAUCGUGAUGUUGGAAGGCUUCAAACAAUCUCUGCCUCUGAAGAAGAAAAGGGGGAUGUUAGACAUCAGAAAUGGAUUUUUGAAACCCAACCUCUGGAAGAGAUUAGAGAAGAUAAAAAAGAAUACACACGAACAGUGAAACUUGAGGAAGUUGACAAAGGAGAUGUAAGGAAUUAUAUACAUGUUUUUGAAUCAAAUGAUUUAAUCAAAUUUGAUGCAUCCCAUAAAACAGAAGUGGAAGGGGUCACAAGAGGUGCUGUAGAGUUAAAUAAAUCCCUGUUUGAAACAACACCACUGUAUGCCAUUCAAGACCACCUUGGAAAAUACCAUCAAGUAAAAACAGUCCAGCAAGAAGAAAUUAUAAGAGGUGAUGUAAGGAGCUGUAGGUGGCUUUUUGAAACAAGGCCCAUUGACCAGUUUGAUGAAAGCCUUCAUAAAUUUCAGAUAAUUAGAGGAAUAUCUGCUCAAGAAAUACAGACUGGGAAUGUGAAAUCUGCUAAAUGGUUAUUUGAAACUCAACCUCUUGAUGCAAUCAAAUAUUUCAGCAAUGUGGAAGAAACAGAGACUACAACCAAACAAGAUGCAGAUAUCAUUAAGGGAGAUGUCAAAACUUCUAAAUGGCUAUUUGAAACCCAGCCAAUGGACUCUCUUUAUGAAAAAGUUUCAUUGGUGACUGGCACUGAGGAAAUUCAUAAAGGAGAUGUCAAAACCUGUAUGUGGCUCUUUGAAACUCAGCCACUUGAUAGCUUGAAGGAUAACUCUGAAACAACAGUCAAAUCGCAAACUGUAAAACCGGAGGAGAUCCAAGGUGGAGAUGUUCGUGCAACACGUUUUCUUUUUGAGACAGAAAAUUUGGACAGCAUACAAGGAGAAGAGGGGAAGGAAAGCAAGCCUAUGGAAAUGGAUAUUCAAGCGGGGGAUGUCUCAAGCAUGAGGUAUAAAUUUGAAAAUCAGUACCUAGAUUCUAUAAGUUCUAGUUCAGAGGAAGUUUUGAAAAAGAUGAAAAUUCUAAAAACUGAAGAUAUUCAGAAAGGCAAUGUUUUACAUUGUAGGUGGCUUUUUGAGAACCAGCCAAUUGAUACAAUAAAAGAAUGUCAAGAAGGUGAUAAAUUAGUAAAGACAGUGACAGACAUACAAGGUGGGGAUGUAAGAAAGAGGUGCUUUAUUUUUGAGACAUUUUCUUUAGAUGAGAUUAAAGAAGAAUCAGAUCAUAUCAGCAGCAAGAAAACAAUUACUGAAGAAGUCAUAAAGGGUGAUGUAAAAAGCUACAGAAUGCUCUUUGAAACUCAGCCACUGUAUGCAAUUCAAGAUCAAGAGGGGUGCUACCAUGAAAUCACAACAGUUAAAAAGGAAGAGGUCAUUCACGGAGACGUUCGAGGAACAAGGUGGCUUUUUGAAACAAAACCAUUAGACUCAAUUAACAAAUCAGAAACCGUUUAUGUUAUUAAAUCAGUGACACAGGAAGACAUUCAGAGGGGAGAUGUUAGUGCUGUCAGAUACAAAUUUGAAACUCAGCCACUGGACCAGAUUUCAGAAGGAUUACAAAAUGUUGUUCACUCUGUUGACUAUAUUCAAGGUGGUGAUGUAAAGACAAGUAAACAAUUAUUUGAGUCUGAAGAUUUUCAUAAGAAGAAUUAUAUAAGAACAGUAAGUGUCAAUGAAAUACAAAAAGGCAAUGUUAAAACGUCAACUUGGUUAUUUGAAACCCAUACUAUAGAUGAACUGAGAGGACAAGGAUCAGAAUACGAAAACAUUAAGACAGUUACCCAGGAGGAUGUGAAAAAAGGUGAUGUUAGACAGGCAGUGUGGCUUUUUGAAAAUCAAACUUUGGAUUCUAUUAAGGAAGCAGAUGAAAGCAUCACAAAUAUUACCAAAGAGGAAAUACUUUCUUCAGACGUUAAGACAACAACAUGGCUCUUUGAAACAACACCCAUUCAUGAAUUUAAUGACAGCAAAAUAGAAAAGGUAGAGAUUAUUGGCAAGAGCAUUAAGGAAACAUUACAAGAUCUUUACUCUCAAAAAGUUAUUGAGUCUCCUGGAAUUAUCAUCGAAGCUGAUGAAGUUGGAGAUGUGCGAAUGGCAAAAUACAAGCUAAUGAAUCAAGCAUCACUGGAGAUACAGAAAGAAGAUAUUAUCAAGGUUGAUCUGAGAAGUAUAAUCAUGACCUUACUUUCCAAAAGAGACUGCACAAGAAGAGAGAUUUUGGUGAGUGAAGAAGAGAAAGGAAAUGUCAAUAUGACUAAAACUCAACUAUUAAACAGAUCCACUGAAUUUCACGCUGAUAAAGAAGAGAUAGUGAGAGGCGAUAUACAACAAGCAAUAAAAAAUCUGUUUUCAGAGGAAAAAUCUGUAAAGAAAGGCAUUUUAAUCCAGGAAGAUGAAAGAGGAGAUGUUAACAUGACUAUCUAUUGUCUUCUUCAUGAAAAUGCUGAUGACACGUUUGAGCGGGAAGAAGUCAUAGGAGGUGAUGUGAGACGCACUAUUCACAAUCUGUUGUCUUCCACAUCACACAAUAAAACACCUGAAAGGGUUAAAAUUGAUGCCUCUGAGAGAGGAAAUGUGCAGUUUUUCACAACAUGCAUAGAGACAGGGGCUUUGGAUUAUCUCAGACAACUACAGACAGGGUCAACUGAAACUUUAACAGCUAGCAAACAAGAAGGAAAAGAAGAAAUAAUUGGAGGUGAUGUUGAGGGCACAAAACUGUUACUAAAGAAAAGGCAGUCUCAGGUUGAGCGUACUGUCAAUGCAACUGACAUCAUCCCAGGAGAUGUGCAUAAAACAGCUGAGGUUUUUAUGGCAGAGCCUCAGAGUACAUCUUGUAAGUCAACCACAGAAGAAACUGUAAAAGGUGAUUUAAAAUCAACCCUACAUUCCCUUACUCAGGCCAUAAACCAGAAAACAGUGGCUGAAACAGAAGAAAUGACCAAAGGUCACACGUUUGCCACACUCAACUCACUUAAAGCAUCAAGCCAUCAGUGGAAAGAAUCUAACCAGCCAGGUAUCAUGCCUGACAAUAUUGAUCAAGCUAUUGAAUGUCUUGAAAGAGCUGCAAACACAAGGACAGAAAUCAUGAAAAAAGAGCUUCUCAGACAAGACCUUGAAACAUCAUUAAGGUCUUUGAAAGAAGCAGAAAGAGGUUUCAAAGAGGUAAAUAAAGAAGGUGUAAAUAAAGAAGUCCAUGCAGUGACAGUAGGAUCCUCAGGAGAACAGAAGACAAAGCAUCAUCAGAUAACCAUCCAGAGGGACCAGAAAAGUAUUCUGCAGCCCAGGCCAGGACCAUUUGAGCCGGCAGCCAGGUGGGAAGGAGAAGCAGACACUCUCAGUCAAACUGAAAAAAGAACCAAGGUCAGUUUGUCCAAAGUUCCCAAAGGCACUGUAAAGAUUGUUGUAGAUCGUGAACAAAACAAUGAUGCUCUGGAGAAAAGCCUUAGAAGAAUAUCUAAUUCCAACUACAAAGCUACUGAAAAUGUGUUACAAUCAGGACACCAAACAGGUGUCUGGUCCAUAACAGAGCAACACCUUACAGAAGAACAUAUGAAUAGACAAUUGACUUCAACUUCAACAACUUCAGUAAAUCAAAAUGAAAAAAAUAAGAAUUCAGAGAGACUGAAAGAACUGAAAGAGGACAUUAUCUUCAACUCCACUCAGUCUUUUGACAAAACAACUGGAAAGCAUCAUACUCAAACCUGUGGGCUGAGGAAUGGCCACAAGAAGUCUGAGGCUCUCCAUGCAAAGAGUGAUGAAAAGGACAAAACCACCGAAUUGCUAACAAGUAUGCAAAUUUUGAAGUCCAGUUCCACUCGGGACCAUCCAGUAGGCAUGUUAGCCGGAGAAACUUACAAAUUAACAGGAGACUUUCAGAAGCAAACUUUUAAAAAGCAAGAAAUGCAAAAUUCUCAUGGGUAUAUAAAGAAAAAUGACAUGAACCUUCAACCUUUGUCGGCAGAUCAAGACAUAUCCAAUGUAACUGAAGUGAAAGUCUCUGAAAAGAGCCACAAUAAAUUCAAGGCCAGUGACAAAAAGCAGAAGACUGAUGUCCAUCUGAAAAACCAGGACUUCCUAAUGAAGACAAAUACUUCUGCAGAGUUAAAAACUGCAAUGCAAAUGUCCUUUAAUCCAAACAACUUUAACACUGAGAAUGAUGAGAAAGAAACUGAGUCUUCUCUUCCACCUCCAUCUCCACCUCCUCCUCCACCUUCCAAUGCAUCAUCUGAAAUUGAAUUUCCUCUUCCCCCUCCACCUCCUUUAAUGAUCUUGCCUGAGAAAAAUAUGUUUCCUCCAUCACCAGAAAAAACAAAGUCUGGAUUUGAAAACUUUCCAGGCUUCCCUCUUCCUCCACCAGUAGAGGCGAAAUCUAAAGAAGAAUCUCUAUCAAUGUUCCCACCACCUCCACCUCCUCCAAAAUCAUCUCAGAAAUUAAUACAGCCCACCAAUUGUAUUCCAGAAAAGCACAAUGAAACUUUCAUACACCAAGAAGCAUCAAGCUCUCAACAAACUCACUCUCAGUCUAAAGUCACAACAGCAAAAUCGAAAGCACGUAUUCCACCUCCCACAUUACCCAAGCCCAAAUUUUUCAAGCGAAUAGAUGAUAAAAACUAUCUUCCCCAAAACGUUGAUUUGCAAAAUUCCCUAUCAGAUAUGGAAUUUAACACCACUUCCAGAAAGGAUCAGGAAAGAGUCAUGAUGGUGACCAGCACUGAAUGCACAGAGAUGAAGCAGGACGUAUUCAGUAAAAGUCUUGAUGAAAGAAAACAAUUAUCAAUCAACUCUGUCAAGUCUGUCUCUCAGAUAGUGCCAGAAACUUCAGCACCCAAAGAAAAAGAGAUCGCACCUCUCAGAAAAUCUCAUUCAUUUCCAGCAUGUUCAGUACAACAAAGUCCAAAACCUUACAUGAGAAAAUUUAAGACACCUCUAAUGAUUGCUGAAGAAAAAUAUAGACAACAAAGAGAAAGGCUUGAGAAACAGAAGCAGGAGAGUUCUUGCUAUAAUGUAGUCAAAAGAGAAAUCCAAAGUCAAAAUGUAUCAGAGAUUGAAAAAGAAAUGUCAUUACAAAAACCAAAUGAGGAGUUUCCCCUUUCUGGAAUGCAUUCAGAGUCACUUGUGCCCCAGCCAAGCCUUGAUUCUCAAAGUAAUGCUCAAGUGCCUGAGGUUAAUUCUGAUAAACAGUUUGCCACAACAUCAUCAGUGGCAAUGGCCAAGAAGCUCCAACCUGUUUUAGCAUCCUCAGAAACCAAAUAUAACAUGAAGAAGGAAAUUUUACAGACCUCUGGGGACAUAGCACAAUCUAAAACAACUUAUGACACGAAACAGAGUCAGCAAGAAUGUAGUACACAACAAAUCCAACAGAAGUAUCCAGAGCAUUUGAACUUGCUCCAGAUCAAACCAGUUUCCCCAAGUUUCAAAGUUAAAACCAUCAAGCCCCCAAGCAUUGAUCAUACAUUAAAUGAAACUGGCCUCUGCUAUGAAAGUCACAAAAAGCAAUCACACGUUGAUGUUCAAACCAUUUCUGAACAGCAGUAUCAAGAAACCAAUAAAAUGAAAACAAGUACCAAAUAUAGUAAUAAUCAAUCUGUGGCUGAAAAGCAUCAUCAAUUACCUAAGAAAGAUAAAAAGGUGACGCAACAAGUGCCUACUAACACUGCAGAGGAGGGCCUUGAAAGCAAACUCAAGGUGGUUCCUGAGAAGCAAAGAGAAUUAAGGGAAUCUGAGGAAGGGAAAUGUAUGGAAAGUGGAAGGAAAACUCAGGGCCCCUCAAUGAUUGGCCCAAAAGAAGAAAAUCUAAUAGUUGAAAGACGACAAGGGCAUGUCAAGAAUGGGUCGGCACCAAAAGUGAUCAAGCAGGUUGCUGAAGCCCAUUUUGAUUCACGGACUCAGAAUGUUCGGCAAACAGAGAUACAGACUUCUGAAAGUCAAGUUGAGCAUAAAGAAUUGUCCCAGUCAUGUAGUAGUCAACAGGGAAAAACCAGCCUUGGAGUCAAGGGCAUUCAACAGAAACAAGUCUUCCCUAACACUGAAGAUUCAAAGCACGAGAUGACACAGAACACAUCUUUAUUUUCCUCUGUGAAAGAAUUCCAGCAGGGUGAUGGAAAGCAUGCUGUAAAUAUAUUGGAAUACUUGAGAAAACGUGAAGAGCUACAGCAGAUUUUGUCUAGAGUGAAAGAGUUUGAAGCUGAGCCAAGUAAAAAUGAUCUGAAAACAUUUCAGACACUGUGGAAUAUUGUUCCAGUAUGGCUGAUAAGUGAAGAAGAAAGAAAACAUGGAAUUUGCACGGCAAUGGAGAAUAAUUCAGAAAAAAUCAGGGAAGAAAUAACAUACAUUAAGACUCUAGCAGAGAAUAUGCUUGUGUCCUGUGAGAAUAUAAUCCAAACAGCCAUGAUAUCCUCCAAAAUAGGGAGACACGGUAAUAAGCUUCCUAGCCUUGAUGAAGCAGCAACCAAAGUGUCUAAUGUUAAUGUUAGCUAUGAUAAAAACAUGGAGCAGAAGGAAAAUAAAAUUGUAGAAGAAACAGCACACCAUGAAGUAACAACUCAUCAUGAAGCACUUGCUCAAAACUAUGUGAAAACACAUCAGGAAAUUAAAUUGGAUGAUAGUAAGAUGUCUCCUCCCUCUUUAAAAACACGCUCACCUUCACCUACUUUUAUAACAAUUGAGUCUACUGCCCGACGGAAUGUCCCUUCUACUAAAGACGAGCUUUCUCAGUCCCUUAAACAGGACAGUUGUGUUGAACCCCCACCAAGAAAGCCCAUGUCACAAACAGGUAGAACUCCCAGAACAGACACAUCCCCUUCUCCACCCAGGAGUCGCUCAGAACAACUUGUCAAACUCAAAGACACCACUGCAAAGUUAUCCAAAGGGACUAUCCCAUGUCCAUCAGUAAGCCCAGUCCCAAUCGUGGAGAAGAGGUCUGAGAUCAUCAUGUCUCCUGCCACACUCCGUCGCCAAAUUAAGAUAGACACGCGUGGCAGAGACUCUCCACCUACAAUCACCAUCCCCGUGAAUGUGAAUCAUGUCACUAAUGGUUCCUUCAAAGAAUCCAUGGAAGCUCAAGAGGAAGUUCGAAAAGUAGAGAAAAGAGCAACUUAUGUUCACCAAGAUGGAUUAAAUUCUGCUAACUGUAUGGUGCCAGAAACUGAAAGUUAUGACGCAGUCGAAAUAAUCCGCAAGGUCGGAGCGCCUCGCGUGCCAGAGCACAGGCAGAGAUAUGAAGCAGCCAACCGAUCUGCUCAGAUGGCUGGAGAUUUCGUGAGUGAUCACGAAAAUGAAAUAAACAGAUGGUUCAGGGAAUUUGAGAAUGGCCCAGUUUUUGAAUCAAAGUCAAAUAGAAGAGUUUAUGCAAAUGGAGAAGCAAGCCGUAAUAUAAAACAAGAAAGUCGAGCAUUUUGUAAAGAGGAAUUUGGAUUAACAUCUUUAGGGAACACUGAUUUUACAGGCUUCUCUUGUAACUAUCCCAGAAAGCUGCAAGAAAAAAGUCCUGUUAUACAGCACAAGGUGCGCUCUGAAACAAGGUCUCUCAGUGAGCACUUCUCCGGCCUAGAUUCCUAUGAGCUUCCCACUGCUGGGUCAAAGACAACAUCAACAACCCAUAGCUCAGAAGCUAGCAGAUCUGGCUUUGACUUUAAACAUGCCCCACCAACUUACGAGGAUGUCAUCGCUGGACAUAUUUUAGAUAUCUCUGAUUCAUCUAAUGAACUCAGAAGGAAUUUUCAAAAGGCGUGGCAGGAGAGUGAGAGAGUUUUUGAGAGCCUGGGAUGUACAACCUCAGAUUCUUCUGCCUCUGAGAUGAGAACCACCUUCCAGGAGGAAUCUGCAUUUUUAAGUGACAAGGAAAUAUGUAUUCUUUGUCAAAAGACAGUUUAUCCAAUGGAGUGCCUAGUAGCAGAUCAACAGAAUUUUCAUAAGUCCUGCUUCCGAUGCCACCAUUGCAACAACAAACUGAGUUUGGGAAAUUACGCAUCACUUCAUGGACAAAUAUAUUGUAAACCUCACUUUAAACAACUUUUCAAAUCUAAAGGAAAUUAUGAUGAAGGUUUUGGACACAAACAGCAUAAAGAUCGAUGGAAUUACAAACAUCCAAGCAGCUUAGGGGAUUUUAUUCCCAAAAAAGAACAGAAUAUUUGCAGAGACACUGUAGGAAAUAUCUUUGCACUUGGAAAUCUUAAUCAACAUUCAGUUGCUAAAAACAGGGAAGAGCAAAGGGGUAAUCUGAUAAAAUUAGGGGAGAGGGGAAAAUUAAAAGUCAUAUGGCCUCCCUCCACAGAGAUGCCUAAGAAAACCUUUCUCCUUGAAGAAGACCUCCAAGUGAAUAAACCUAAAUGGCCCCCCGAUGUGACAAUCCCUGCUCCCCCUGAAUUUAAGAGUGAACCACAUACAGAGCAGAUGAGCCCUCUGGGAGAAAAAGAACAAGGACAUGAUGUGCUGUCUUUUCAGUACCCACAUCAGCUGUCUACCCAUAGCUGUCAGAAAGAAGAUGUUACAGGAAUCAAAGAAGUGAAAAUGUACGAAAGAAGAGAAGAUGAGAAGGAAGGAAGUCAGAACGUGCAAGAUAAGCUGAAUGAGGCUGAAGAUACAAAGAAUAAAAGGAAAAGUGAAAUGGAGCUUAAUGGCAACGCAGAUGUGAUUGUGCAGAGUGGUGAAAAGGAGAAAAAUGAAAAAAUUAAUGAAGCUAAUGGGACAGAAGUUUUACAGGUUACUAAUGCUGAUGAUGAGGUGGUGCAGGAAAACUGUAAAGAGAAUUUGAAUAAGAAUAAUAAUAACAAUUAUGUAACAGUGUCAGGCUUGAGUAAUUGCAGGCAGAACACAUCUACUUUAGAAUUUCCUCAUUUAUUACCACUGUCAAGCAAAGUAAACUACACUGCAAAUGAAUAUCAAAUUGAAAAGUUCACAAACGCCUCUAGAAUUUCCCAGUUACUUGGUGUAUUUGAAUCUGAACAGAUUUAUUCAAGGAAUGCACUGGCUCUGGCUCUUAAAAGACAGACUGACAAAGCUACUGCUGGCAGUCCUCUGCAGUCUACUCCAAAUCCAGGCACCAAGAGGGGCCUGGUGGUAAAGCGGAAAAGUUCAAUGGUCUCUUCUGAUACAAAUCUCUUAAAUUUCAAAGGAAAUCACUCUAAUCACAAAAAUCUAAACUUUUUCUUUCCUAAUUCUAUGAAAAUCACUGCUUUUUCCAAGAAAAAUGAGCAGCAUUUUGAUUGUGAUAUGUUAGAUUCUGCAGAUCACAUUGAAAAUGUGCCAUGUUUGUACGUAAGAGAGUUUGGGAAAGAUGUCGAGCAAUGGCACAGUGAGCCUGUGGGAGACGUCCGCAAGAAUGGAAGCACAGGUUCAGGCGUGCUGAGCUCUGAGUGCACAGCCACACCUUCCUCCCCCGCAGGGGAGGUCCAGACGGAACAGCUCACUGUGGAAGAGCAGAUUAAAAGGAACAGGUGCUACAGUGACACAGAGUACAACGCCUCUGGUGACUUCACUUCUCACUCAGUCGCUGAGAAAUAUGGGUUCCUGAAAUAGGAUUUCAGGGAUGUUCAGGGUUAUUACCUUGAACGGCGUAUACUGUAAACACGAUGUUCAGAAAUCUCGUCUAUCUGGAGAUAGGAUUUGUAUUACACUUUGUAUUUUUUCUUAAUUCCUCUGAAUAUACUUUUGUUCUGAAUGGAAUGCAAAGUUGAAAACAAAACAUGGCAAUGUUACAGUGUCAUAAGACACUAUGUCUGUCACUUGUUACAUCUUCUUGAAUUUGCUGAAAUAAAAUCAAACCCUUUGAGGUAAAAAUUAAAA